This is a messenger RNA of Fusarium pseudograminearum CS3096, 1962 nucleotides long. RefSeq lists its product as uncharacterized. The transcript has a single exon. Bases 1 to 1962 code for a protein of 653 amino acids. The record is from RefSeq and is a predicted model, not a curated record. NCBI's taxonomy places the organism in Eukaryota, Fungi, Ascomycota, Sordariomycetes, Hypocreales, Nectriaceae.
AUGGAUUCCCAUCGUAGCUCGCGUCGCAAUAGCGGCCAGCAGUCAGAAAGCACGGGCACAAAACAACCUGAAGUCACCACAUUUUUGACGAAAGAAUCCCAAACUACUACACAGUCUAAAGUCAGCCCUGUGCGCUCUUGGUCAUGGGAAAUCACAUCACUUGUAUUUGCCCUCGCGCUCCUCGUCGCCAUCAUCGCAGUUCCUGCACAUUACAAUGACAAAGUUCUGAAACGAUGGCCGUACGACAUUAGCCUCAACACCAUUAUUGCCAUUCUAAGCACCUUUAUGCGAGCGUCUAUGAUGCUUGUUGUCGCUGAACUCGUUGGGCAGAUGGGAUGGCACUCGCUGCGAAAACCUCGUCCUGUUUCCGAUCUCCAUCACUUCGACAACGCGAGUCGAGGCAUCCUUGGAGCUAUAAAGUUGUUCUGGAACGUCCCUCCGCGCCUUGCGAGCGUUAUUGCUGCCAUUAUCAUCAUUCUUUCACCCGCCAUUGCACCAUUCUCUCAGCAAGCUGUCAGGACUGUCCCGUGCCCACGGGAAGUCUCAGGCUCAGCUUCCCUGCCGGUUUCACACUACGUCCCAGCUCGAGGGUCGUCAUACCGACUGAGUGCCGGCCAAUCUGAGAUUUCGAACGACAUGAAAGCUACCAUGAUCAAUGGUCUUGUCAAUCCAACCGGCAAAGACACGGCUAUCGAAGCUACAUGUGCUAGUGGAAACUGCACAUUUACAGAAAACUCCCAAGGCGUGACACACACCUCUAUUGCAAUGUGCAGUUCGUGUCUUGACACUACCGAGUUCAUCAAGUUGAAUGUCACCAAGAAAGUAGGCUAUUCAAUCCUCAACUACACUUUGCCAAACACGCAAUGGCUUCAACCUAUGGGAGGCGGCCAGCUGAUCGAUGCCGCAACUGGAGAUGUUGAUUGGGCUCUUGGUGGAGUUGACUCUGAUUUUGCAGAGAUGACAAAAAGAUCAAUCACGAACUUGACGAUUUUGACCUCCUCACAAAGCGCUUGCACCAACAUAUCUAGGGCUGGUGCGAACUGUCCCGAGGAUAGAUUUACCAGCGACACACCGGAAGUCUACAGGUCGCAGAAUGUAGUGGCCAUAACCUGUGCUCUCUAUCCCUGUUUGAAACAUUACCACGCCCAGGUCAAGGAAACAAAACUCGAGGAAAAGGUCAUCAGUGAAGAGCCGUUGACGCCCAUUGAAAUUAUCUACAGCGAUAAUGCACCACAGAGAGCUAAGAAUCUCAAGCGAACCACCGUUCAGUCACCUUGUUUGGUUGAUGGCAAGGAGUACAAUUUUGACAAUUUCUCUCGUAUGGCUGAAUCCACAAAGGACACCUCAACGGUGGAAAUUGAUGGCAAAAACUACACAGCCCCGAACCAGUGCAUAUAUGAAGGCGGGUUUACAUAUCUCAUGGGCCUUGAAAGCUUCAUGAGAGACACUCUCUUUAACGGAGCCUGCGCACCCAGUUACACGACAGGAUCACCUCCGAAGUGUGAGAACAGAUGGUGGCUUGCCCCUCUAUACAACUCAUCCUACGAAGUCUUGGAUACUGCAGUGGAUGAAUUCGCUACGGUUAUUACGAACAAUUUCCGCAGGCAAGCGGCGAUAAAUAUGAAUAUCUCGGGAUCGGAUAAAGUUACCGGAACAGUAAACGAAACAACCAUUUGUACCGUUUUUGACUGGCGUUGGGUCUUACUGCCGGCUGGCUUGAUGGUAGUCACAAUGGUUCUGUUGAUCCAUGUUGUUGUUCAAAGCUAUACCAACGCAGCAUUGCCCAUCUGGAAGACAUCUGUUCUGCCGUUGUUGUUCUAUGGACCCAACGUAUUGAACGAUCUGACUCGUCAAACUGAUUUGGAUGAGCUUCAGAGGCAGGCAGGGAAGAUCAAGGUUGAAUUCAAGGACGAUGAUGGUAUUAGAUUGCGGAGGAUAGAUACCACAGCGACGGAGAGUUGA